AUGGAUCUCAGCGCUGCCAAUUUGCUGUACGCAGCGGCGGCCAUACUCCUUGGGCCGGCGCAGCUAGCAGCCAAGGGGGUGGUCAUGAUUGAUCUGUCCAUGAUGAACUCCACCGUGUUCAAUGCUCAGAGCGCGAUAGCAUCAAUUGAAGCGGGCGCAAGGUGGUCUUCAGUUUAUCACACCCUAAAACAAUACGGAGUUGCCGUGACCGGAGGCCGAGCAGAUUCUGUGGGCGUGGGAGGGUUAGUUAUAGGUGCUAAUGGGACUCUUGUUGUUGCGAAUAGUACCACACAUAGCCGUCUCUUUCGAGCGCUGAAAGGAGGAUCCAAUAACUUCGGGAUAGUUACGAAGAUCGAUAUGACCACCUUCCCACAGGGAGAUCUCUGGGGCGGCAUCGUCCGUCACCACAUUUCCUCCAUACCCCUGCAGAUCAGUGCUCUGGUAAACUUCACUAACCGACUCGUUGACGAUCCGCUUGCCUCUGUUGUCGGUAUAUGGCAGUAUUCGUCGGAUAUAGAAAGGCUGGAAGCAGCUACUGGAAUCCAGUAUGCGCAGCCAGUUGAAGAACCACCGAUUUUCCAUGAAACCGGCCGCAUUGGUGAAUCGAAUACGACUCGCGUUGCUGACAUACAAGAUCUCAUGAUGGAGACGGCUCCACCGUCAGGACGAAGGGUGUUGCUGCUGACCUUGACUUUCAAAAAUGAUGCACGCGUUGUGCAUAAAAUAUUGGAAGAGCAAGGGGAGGUGAUAGAAAACGCAAAGGCACACGUCAGGGGGGAUUCAUGGAACGUCGUUAGCUUUCUGCAGCCAUUUCCUGCAUUCUUUGGCAAUCUCAGCACUAAAAACUUGGGGAACGUUCUUGGCCUAGAAAACAUGGGCAAUAAUCAUCUUUUAUAUCUGCUGUUCGUUUCAUGGGGCAGCAAACGGGACGAUAGCCUAUUCCACGAACAGGGCCACAGGCUUAUCGAGCGUAUUAGAGGCUUCUCUCAUGAAAUCGGUGCAGAAAAUGAUUUUAUAUACUUGAAUUAUGCAGGAAAGGCCCAAAAUCCAUUACGAAGCUACGGCGAGCACAACCUGCGCGAGAUACUGAGAGUGGCAAAUGAGUACGACCCGGACGGUGUCUUCCAAAUCCAAGCUCCUGGCGGCUUCAAGGCACACAUGGCCUGA
Molecule: messenger RNA, 1167 nt
Organism: Aspergillus terreus NIH2624
Lineage: Eukaryota; Fungi; Ascomycota; Eurotiomycetes; Eurotiales; Aspergillaceae
Exons: 3
Coding region: 1-1167 (388 amino acids)
Molecular function (GO): flavin adenine dinucleotide binding
Source: RefSeq, a predicted model, not a curated record